Molecule: messenger RNA, 276 nt
Organism: Linum tenue
Lineage: Eukaryota; Viridiplantae; Streptophyta; Magnoliopsida; Malpighiales; Linaceae
Source: the annotation of a GenBank genome assembly
AUGCUUCAGUUGAUAUCGAACGAUGUGUUUAUAAGCGUGGAGCACAGAGUGGUGGCGAAAAGUGUUGGGCCACGAGUGUCGAUAGCAUCGCUUUUCGGCACAAGAAUUUCGCCGCAUCCGAAGAUCUAUGGGCCGACAAAGGAGUUGGUGUCGGAAGAUAAUCCACCGAUAUACAAGGAAACCACAAUGCAGAACUACGGUGCCCGCUACUUUGAAAAGGGUCUUGAUGGGAGCUCUACAUUGCUUCAGUUUAAGCUAUGCGGGUCGAGUUGCUAA